Molecule: messenger RNA, 3099 nt
Organism: Pangasianodon hypophthalmus (striped catfish)
Lineage: Eukaryota; Metazoa; Chordata; Actinopteri; Siluriformes; Pangasiidae
Gene: enpp2
Product: ectonucleotide pyrophosphatase/phosphodiesterase 2
Exons: 25
Coding region: 135-2768 (877 amino acids)
Biological process (GO): immune response; phosphatidylcholine catabolic process
Molecular function (GO): nucleic acid binding; calcium ion binding; alkylglycerophosphoethanolamine phosphodiesterase activity
Source: RefSeq, a predicted model, not a curated record
UGCAUAAUAGCGGUGUAUGUGCUACGUAGUACCCUACAUGUGCGAUAGGGAGGCGUGUGGGACACGGGGCAGUGUGGCUCUGCGAUCCUGCACCAGCACAACGCACAAGCCGCAGAAGCUGCACACGGGGAAGCAUGGAGCUGUUCAAACUGGUGCUCUGUGCUGUCUCUUUCUUGUGUGGAUCGAGAAUUUGCCUGGCGUUGGUCAUACAACGGACCGGAAAACCGGACCCGUCCCGUCUGCGAUACCAGGCUGACACCACAUACGACAGCACCUCAGGAUCAUGCAAAAACAGGUGCUUUGAGCUGCAGGAGGUCCAGGCGCCCAACUGCCGCUGCGACAACCUCUGCAAAACCUACAACAGCUGCUGCUCGGACUUCGACGAGCACUGCUUAAAGACAGAGGGAGGCUUUGAGUGCAGUAAGGAGCGAUGUGGAGAAACUCGAAAUGAACAGCACGCCUGCCACUGCUCAGAUGACUGCCUGGCCAAAGGAGACUGCUGUACAAACUACAAGGCACUCUGCAAAGGUGAUACUCCAUGGUUGGAAGAUGAGUGUGAGGAGAUAAAAAGCCCUGAGUGUCCUGCUGGGUUUGUUCGCCCACCACUCAUCAUGCUCUCCGUCGAUGGCUUUAGAGCCUCUUACAUGAAAAAGGGCAACAUGGUGAUUCCUAACAUAGAAAAACUGAGAACAUGUGGCACACAUGCACCGUACAUGAGACCCAUCUACCCCACCAAAACCUACCCCAAUUUAUAUACAAUUGCAACGGGCCUUUAUCCUGAGUCGCAUGGCAUCGUGGGUAAUUCCAUGUAUGACCCCUCCUUUGAUGCGCUGUUCACUCUGCGAGGGAAAGAGAAGCUUAACCAUCGCUGGUGGGGAGGACAGCCUAUCUGGAUAACUGCUGUGGAGCAGGGAGUGAAGGCUGGCACUUUCUUCUGGCCUGUAGGGAUUCCACUGGAAAGGAGAGUAUUGACCAUGCUCCAGUGGCUUCACCUCCCUGAUGCAGAGAGGCCCUACGUUUAUGCCAUGCACUCUGAGCAAACGGACACCUACGGCCACAAACUCGGACCUGAGAGCCCUGAGAUGAGCAACCCACUGAAGGAGAUUGAUAAGGUGGCUGGGCAGCUGAUGGAUGGCCUGAAACAGAUGAAUCUCCAUCGAUGUGUCAAUAUCAUUAUGGUUGGGGAUCAUGGGAUGGAGGAAGCUCACUGUGACCGUACAGAAUUCCUCAGCUCUUACAUGUCCAAUGUUGAUGACAUCAUCCUGAUCCCUGGCUCUCUUGGGAGAAUCCGAGCUCGAAAUCCCAACAACUCCAAAUAUGAUGCAAAAGCAGUAGUGGCAAACCUUACAUGUAAAAAACCAGAGCAGCACUUCAAGCCGUACCUGAAGCAGCAUCUUCCCAAACGCCUCCACUAUGCCAACAAUCGCCGCAUUGAGGAGAUUCACCUGAUCGUGGAAAGAAAAUGGCAUGUAGCAAGAAAGCCGCCAGAAGGGAAAAGGCAUCCGGGCAAGUGCGGCUUCUCGGGUGACCACGGAUACGAUAACAAGAUCAACAGCAUGCAGACCAUUUUCCUUGGAUAUGGACCAAUGUUUAAAUUCAAGACCAAGAUACCACCAUUUGAAAAUAUUGAGCUGUACAACGUCAUGUGUGAUCUCCUUGGCUUGAAGCCAGUCCCCAACAAUGGGACCCAUGGUAGCCUGAACCACCUGCUGAGAAAUCCUGUCCACAAACCUAGCAUGCCUGAAGAGGUGUCCAAACCAACCCCAUCUGGGCCAGUCAAUGCCAUAACUGAUGACCUGGGCUGCACCUGUGAUGAAAAAUUGCGUUCAAAAAGUAGGGGGCAGAGGGCUUUGAAAGUGGCCCUGGUAAGAGCCUAUAACCUGGAGUCACUGUGGCUCUGUCUCUUACAGAACAAAGUGGAGGAACUCAAUCAACGACUGAGACAAGUUUUCGAUGACAGCAAGAAUCUUCCUUAUGGGCGGCCAGCAGUCAUGUUCCACACCAAGUACAGCAUCUUGCACCACAGUGACUACAUCAGCGGAUAUAGUGAAGCGCUUGCCAUGCCUCUAUGGACCUCCUACACGGUCUCUAAACAGGUUGACGUCACUGUUCUGCCUGAAGCUCUGAAUACAUGUGUGAGACCUGAUGCCAGAGUGCCUCCAGCCUCCAGCCAGUCCUGCACCAGCUACCGAGCCGACAAACAGAUCUCCUAUGCAUUUCUCUACCCACCUCAGUUGGCCUCCAGUAACGAUGCAAGAUACGAUGCCCUGUUGAUCACCAACACAGUGCCAAUGUACCCAGCAUUCAAACGAGUGUGGGCAUACUUCCAGAAGACUCUGGUAAAGAAGUACGCCAGUGAGAGGAAUGGCCUUAACGUGGUGGUCGGGCCCAUCUUCGACUAUGACUUUGAUGGCCUUCGGGACACCGAAGAGAAGAUGAAACAGUAUGUGAGCAACUCCAUGCCCAUCCCUACUCAUUUCUUCAUUGUGGCGACCAGCUGCCUGGACUACACGCAGACCGUGGACUCGUGCACCGGUCCUCUGAGUGUGUUCUCCUUCAUCCUGCCUCAUAGAGCGGAUAAUGACGAGAGCUGCAAUAGUUCAGAGGAUGAAUCCAAGUGGGUCGAGGAGCUGAUGAAGAUGCAUACAGCACGAGUCCGAGAUGUGGAGAUUCUAACAGGACUUGACUUCUACCGGCGUACCAGCCAAAGCUACACAGAGAUCCUCUCACUAAAGACGUACCUGCACACAUACGAGAGUGAGAUCUGAACCACUGCCUUCCCUGCACUAAUGUAUUCCUCCUCUAUCAAAUCCCACACCCUGACCCCAGACCUGUUGUGCCCUGCGACAUCAGAUGGUUAGGUGUAUAUUUUUAUACAAGCCUCCUUUCAACAUUUUGUAAUGAGGAUGUGAAAAUGUCCCUUUUUUUGAUUCCACCUCUGUGAGUGAGUGUCUUUUGGUGAGUGUGAUGAUGAGAGCGUGUGAGUGAGAAAUCCUGUACUGUAUGAUCUAAUGUAAUAUUGUCUCUCAACACGUACCACUUUUGUGAUUUGUUCAUGCCUUAAAUGAAUUUCAUGGCAUUAAAACAGUUUUGUACUUA